GGCACCUGGAAACCUCAAGCCUUCCGCCCCCCGGACCUCAGACCUCUCCCGGAAUUCCCGACGGAUCCCGGGCCUGACCGCGGGCACCAUGCUCCUCUCCACCUGCCUGCUCUCCCUGCUGACGGCCAGGGCCCUCUCCCUGCAGGGAACGAUAGACGACGAAGAGGAGACGACGGCGUCCCCGUCGCCCCGGCCCGUCCCCUGUGACUACGACAGCUGCCGUCAUCUGCAGCUGCCCUGCAAGGAGCUGCAACGGCGCAGCCGGCAGCCCUGCCUCUGCCCGGGCCUCUCCAGCCAGAACCAGCCCCCGGACCCUCCCCGGCUGGGGGAGGUCCAGAUCUGGGCCGAGGAGGGGCGGGCCGUCUUGCACUGGUGCGCCCCGGCUUCCCCGGUCCGGGAGUAUCGGCUGCAGUUCUGGGAGGACGGCGGGGACCCCAGGAGGGGCCCCGCUCUCAACAACAGCCUCCGCCAAGCCCCGCUCUAUCCGCUGCGGCCCGGGGCCUCCUACCUGGUGUGCGUCGUGGCUCUGAACGACGCGGGGGAGAGCCCCACCGUAGAGGGGGACGGGGAGGGCUUUCGGGGGAAGGGAGAGGCUGAGCUCUUCGGGCCCUGCCGGCGGAUCUCCGUGCCCCCCCGGCCCCAGACCUACGUCCACGUCGCGGUCGGAAUCGGGGUGGGGUUGGCCUCGGUGAGCUGCUUGGCUCUGCUCUGGCACUUCUGCCUCCGGGAUCGCUGGGGCUGUCCCCGCCGUGGCCGCCCCCGCCGCCAUCGCCCCCGUCCCGCUUCCGGGGACGCUCGGGGGCUCUAGGGGACCGAAUCGGGAGCCGGCGUUGGCGGGACGGCUGCCGCUCUCUCCGACUUCGGGGCCCCGCGGUGGGCUUCUGAGGAGAACUGGCGCCGCCCUAAACUUACGUGUGUGUGUGUCUGUGUCCGCGCAUCUGUGUCUCUCUCUCCCCAAGAAAUCAGCCUGGAUCAGAGGGAAGGACUUAACUCUUUUAAGAGCAAAGUAAGCUCCCUUGUGCGAGAGGGACCGUGCGUGAAUUCACUUAUUUUACAUUCAUCCAGUCAAGCAGUGGUAUUUACUGAGCUCCUCCUGGGUGCGGAGCACUGUACUAAGGGUUGGGGAGAGCGAUGAUAAUAAGGUAUUGGUUAAGCGCGUACUAUGUGCCAGGCACCGUACUAAGCGCCGACAGCACGAUGCCACAGUCUCGAUAGACCCGAUCGGUGCGUACAAGGAACUCGCAGACUGCUCAGCGCUUACUGCCGUGCUCGGCCCCAAGCAAGGCCGUCUACUUGGUCCUACAGCUGACCCUUCCAGGACCUUCCUGUGAGCCGGAGAGAGAUGUCGCAAUGACCUCGCUCUUCGUUUCUGGAGCGUUUAUAGCUGCGCUCGCAUUCCACAGCCCGCGAGUGGGUGGACUGGGCUAGUUUUCCUAGAUGGAGACCGUGUGUCAAGGGAGCCGGAUGCCAAGAAACCCAUCCCUUCUGCUUGCCGCGCCUGUUCUCCUUGAGCAAUAAACGUGAGCUGGAAUCUGA
Ornithorhynchus anatinus (platypus) is the source of this 1536-nucleotide messenger RNA. It is a transcript of the gene LRRN4CL, whose product is annotated as LRRN4 C-terminal like. The coding region runs from base 89 to 808 and encodes 239 amino acids. Gene Ontology annotation, molecular function: protein binding. NCBI's taxonomy places the organism in Eukaryota, Metazoa, Chordata, Mammalia, Monotremata, Ornithorhynchidae. The transcript is spliced from 2 exons. The record is from RefSeq and is a predicted model, not a curated record.